Molecule: messenger RNA, 2626 nt
Organism: Lepus europaeus (European hare)
Lineage: Eukaryota; Metazoa; Chordata; Mammalia; Lagomorpha; Leporidae
Gene: MLH1
Product: mutL homolog 1
Exons: 19
Coding region: 88-2364 (758 amino acids)
Biological process (GO): mismatch repair
Cellular component (GO): MutLalpha complex
Molecular function (GO): ATP hydrolysis activity; ATP-dependent DNA damage sensor activity; ATP binding
Source: RefSeq, a predicted model, not a curated record
GCCAGAGCUCACGGAAGGACGUGAGCCCGGAACGCUGAAGCGAUUGGCUGAGAGGGCACUUCCGGCGAGCCUCUCUCUGGCGCCAAAAUGUCGCUCGUGGCGGGGGUUAUCCGGCGGCUGGACGAGACGGUGGUGAACCGCAUCGCGGCGGGGGAAGUUAUCCAGCGGCCGGCUAAUGCCAUCAAAGAGAUGAUUGAGAACUGUUUAGAUGCAAAAUCCACAAGUAUUCAAGUUGUUGUUAAAGAAGGAGGCCUGAAGUUGAUUCAGAUCCAAGACAAUGGCACUGGAAUCAGGAAGGAAGAUCUGGAUAUUGUGUGUGAGAGGUUCACGACAAGCAAGCUGCAGUCCUUUGAGGAUUUAGCCAGCAUUUCUACCUAUGGCUUUCGUGGUGAGGCUUUGGCCAGCAUAAGCCACGUGGCUCAUGUUACUAUUACCAGCAAGACCAGUGAUGGAAAGUGUGCAUACAGAGCAAGUUACUCAGAUGGAAAGCUGAAAGCUCCUCCUAAGCCAUGUGCCGGCAAUCAGGGGACCCAGAUCACGGUGGAGGACCUUUUUUACAACAUAGCCACAAGGAGGAAAGCUUUAAAAAAUCCAAGCGAAGAGUAUGGGAAGAUUUUGGAAGUUGUUGGCAGGUAUUCAAUACACAAUUCAGGCAUUAGUUUUUCGGUUAAAAAACAAGGAGAGACUGUGGCUGAUGUCCGAACGUUACCUGGCGCCACAACUGUGGACAAUAUUCGCUCCAUCUUUGGAAACGCUGUUAGUCGAGAGCUGAUAGAAGUUGGGUGUGAGGAUCCAACCCUCGCUUUCAAAAUGAAUGGCUACAUAUCCAAUGCGAACUACUCAGUGAAGAAGUGCAUCUUCUUGCUGUUCAUCAACCAUCGCCUGGUAGAAUCGACCUCCUUGAAGAAAGCCAUAGAAACGGUGUAUGCAGCGUAUUUGCCCAAAAACACACACCCGUUCCUGUACCUCAGUUUAGAAAUCAGCCCCCAGAAUGUGGAUGUCAACGUGCACCCUACAAAACACGAAGUUCACUUCCUGCACGAGGAGAGCAUCCUGGCGCGCGUGCAGCAGCACAUUGAGAGCAAGCUCCUGGGCUCCAACUCCUCCCGCAUGUACUUCACCCAGACUUUGCUGCCAGGACUUGCUGGCCCCUCUGGGGACGUGAUUAAACCUACAGCAGGAGCGACCUCUGCCCCUGCCUCCGGAAGUGGUGACAGGGUCUAUGCCCAUCACAUGGUCCGCACAGAUUCACGGGAACAGAAGCUCGAUGCCUUCCUGCAGCCUGUGAGCCAGCCGCUGUCGAGUCAGCCUCCGGCCACUGUCCCAGAGGGCCGGACAGACGGUUCCAGUGGCGGGGCCGGGCAGCCAGACGAGGAGAUGCCGGAAGUCCCGGCCCCUGCUGAAGCAGCUGCUGAGACUCGGAGCUUGGAGGGGGAUGUGACAAGGGGGACUCUGGAAACAUCAGAGAAGAGAGGCCCCAGCUCCAGCCCAGGCCUCCCCAGAAAGAGAAGUCGAGAAGAUUCUGCUAUGGAAAUGAUGGAAGAUGAUUCCCGGAAGGAAAUGACAGCAGCCUGCACGCCCCGGAGGAGAAUCAUUAACCUCACCAGCGUGUUGAGUCUCCGUGAAGAAAUUAAUGAGCGGGGACAUGAGACUCUCCGGGAGAUGCUGCGUAACUACUCCUUUGUGGGCUGUGUGAAUCCGCAGUGGGCCCUGGCACAGCAUCAGACCAAGCUGUACCUCCUCAACACCACCAAACUGAGUGAAGAGCUCUUCUACCAGAUACUCAUUUAUGAUUUUGCCAAUUUUGGUGUUCUGAGAUUAUCGGAGCCGGCUCCGCUCUUUGACCUGGCCAUGCUGGCCUUGGACAGUCCGGAGAGUGGCUGGACGGAGGAGGACGGCCCCAAGGAGGGGCUCGCCGAGUACAUCGUCGAGUUUCUGAAGAAGAAGGCCGAGAUGCUUGCCGACUAUUUUUCCCUGGAAAUUGAUGAGGAAGGGAACCUAACUGGAUUACCCCUGCUGAUCGACAACUACGUGCCCCCUCUGGAGGGCCUGCCUCUCUUCAUCCUUCGACUGGCCACUGAGGUGAACUGGGACGAAGAAAAGGAAUGCUUCGAGAGCCUCAGUAAAGAAUGUGCUAUGUUCUACUCGGUCCGGAAGCAGUACAUAUCUGAGGAGUCGACCCUGUCAGGCCAGCAGAGCAAAGCCCCUGGCUCCAGCGCGAACUCCUGGAAGUGGACCGUGGAACACGUUGUGUAUAAGGCCUUCCGCUCACACCUGCUGCCCCCGAAACACUUCACUGAAGAUGGAAACAUCCUGCAGCUUGCUAACCUGCCCGACCUCUACAAAGUCUUUGAGAGGUGCUGAGUCUGGUCUUGUGAACUCUGGGCUGUGUUCUCUCUGUCCUCACGUUGCUGCUGGGACAGAAGGCUGAAGACGGGCAGUGCUCCUUCAUGCUUGGUGAUCGACUAUAAAUAAACAGUCAGGUGUGUCCUAACAUGGCUUCUGAUUAAAGUUCAUUGCAUAUGGAAGUUUUCUAGAACAGUUUUCACCUAGGGCACACUUGAUUGGGUUGAACUAUCCCAAAAGAACUUCCAAAGCCUCCUGGGCAUAUGAGGUUUUUUUUUUU